Messenger RNA from Linum tenue, 273 nucleotides. NCBI's taxonomy places the organism in Eukaryota, Viridiplantae, Streptophyta, Magnoliopsida, Malpighiales, Linaceae. The record is from the annotation of a GenBank genome assembly.
CUGGCUGUCCAAUCGGGUGUAAUCGACGGGAGGCACGCCAAGAGGUUGGGGGAAAUCAGCGCCUGGGCGGAAUUCGGAGGAUACAGUGCGAGCCUCUCGUUUAAAGUUAGGAAUUUGAACGAAUUGAAAGGGGACAUAGUCGCGCUGUCGUCGACGUUCGAGAUCGCGCACUGGAGAGGAAAUGGGUGCGGCAAUGAAAUUGAAACGAAGAUGGUGAUGAAGAAGCUUUUGAUCGUUCGGGAUUCGCCGGUUUAUGGCAUUGGCGGCUAUUAG